Molecule: messenger RNA, 5716 nt
Organism: Cyprinodon variegatus (sheepshead minnow)
Lineage: Eukaryota; Metazoa; Chordata; Actinopteri; Cyprinodontiformes; Cyprinodontidae
Gene: foxo3b
Product: forkhead box O3
Exons: 4
Coding region: 400-2400 (666 amino acids)
Biological process (GO): regulation of transcription by RNA polymerase II
Cellular component (GO): mitochondrial matrix; nucleus
Molecular function (GO): RNA polymerase II cis-regulatory region sequence-specific DNA binding; DNA-binding transcription factor activity, RNA polymerase II-specific
Source: RefSeq, a predicted model, not a curated record
GAGUGGAGCCUGUGUGUGUGUGUGAGAAGCUGCGUGCUGAACAACGCGAUAUACAGUAGUAACCCAGAGUGAGGUGGCAGUCUUAUUCCACAUCGACUUGCCCCUGCGCGCAUCUUUAUCUGAGUCCAUAUCUGUGCGCAGUGGAAGAAGAGCGGAUCAGCAUGGCCCCUGGACGUGACUGUGGACAACCCACGAUCUGAUCUGGUUUCUUCUUUGUGUGGAGAUUGAUUGCACAAGGCGUUCAUUUCUGAGUAUUUGGCCUCUGCUGGGACUUCGCUGGGGUUGAACAGCAACAAAGGACGGGAGCGCGCAUUCAUGGGACGCGACUUUGACAGCUCCCCGUCUGUUCUCCUAUAACUUUAUCAGCUCUCAGCAAGGACCAGAUUGAGUCUGGAGAUAAUGGCAGAGGCUCCGCUCCCUGACGCUCUUCCGGACUUGGAAGUGGCCAUUGACCCGGACUUUGAGCCCCAGAAGCGCCCCCGCUCCUGCACCUGGCCGCUGCCCCGACCGGACUCCAGCGCGGUGAAACCGGAGAGCACCGAGGCAGAUAUUAUACCUGAGGAGGAGGACGACGAGGAGGACGGCUCAACCCCCGCUUCCAUCGGUGUUAAUGGCUCCACUGCUGCGACAGAGGACCAGAGCAGUAACAGCCCCGUUACCGACGGUCCGUACCCCUCCCCCGGGCAUGAGAGCGGAGGCUCCCCGCUCUCCACGAACUCACCUCCGGCCCCCUCCGGCGCUUUGACCCCCAGCGGCUUGGCUGCAGCGCAGACCCCGAGGAAGGCAUCGUCCCGCCGCAACGCCUGGGGGAAUCUCUCCUACGCCGACCUGAUCACCAAAGCCAUCGAGAGCUCACCGGAGAAGAGACUGACCCUGUCCCAGAUCUAUGACUGGAUGGUGAGAUCCAUCCCCUACUUUAAAGACAAAGGCGACAGCAACAGCUCUGCAGGCUGGAAGAACUCCAUCCGGCACAACCUGUCUCUCCACAGUCGUUUCAUCCGUGUCCAGAAUGAGGGAACGGGAAAGAGUUCAUGGUGGAUGAUCAACCCAGAGGGAGGAAAGGGAGGCAAGGCUCCACGGCGCCGGGCAGUCUCCAUGGACAACAGCAACAAGUACACCAAGUCUGCCCGUGGUCGUGCUGCUGCUAAGAAGAAAGCCGCCCUGCAGGCUGCUGCUGCUGCAGCUGGGGAGGCUGGUGGGGACAGUCCGUCAGGCCCCUCUAAGUGGCCGGGGAGCCCAACAUCACGCAGCAGCGAGGACCUGGAUGCCUGGACAGACUUCCGAUCCCGAACCAACUCUAAUGCCAGCACAGUUAGCGGCCCAAUCUUAGCAAACCCUGAGCUUGACGAGGUCCCUGAUGAUGAACCUCCUCUCUCACCAAUGAUCUACUCCAGUCCUGGCAGAGCCCUGUCUCCUGGCAAUACUUUGACCAAUGGGAAGCCUGCGCCUGCUGAGCUACCUCGUCUGGCGGAUCUGGCCAAUACAAUGAACCUUAAUGAUGGAAUCACUCAAGACCUGAUGGAUGAUUUGCUGGAUAACAUCAAGCUAGAACCAACCACUUGCAGCCAGGGAAUGCAAAAUGGUUCCUCAGGAUUUAGUUUUGUGUCCAAACCCAAUGGGUUAGGGUCACCUUCCUCAACUUCAUCUCCAUCCUCCAACAACUCCCCUAAUGCAGGAGGUAAUAGUUACAGUAACUCCAUCUUUGGUCCGUACACAGGAAGCUCCUCACUGCGUACGUCCCCCAUGCAGACCAUCCAGGAGAAUAAGCAAACAUCAUUUUCAACCACUGGCAUGUCUCGCUUUUGCGGCCAAACACUACAAGACCUUCUUAACUCUGACAGCCACAAUCAUAGUGAUGUCAUGAUGACUCAGUCCGACCCAUUGAUGUCACAGGCCAGUGCUGCUGCCAUUAUUUCCCAGAACGCCCGGCGAAAUGUUAUGGUCCGUAAUGAUCCUGUUAUGACUUUUGGGACCACUGGUGGUCUUCAGGGUGGCCAUAGGGAGAUGAUCCAAACUAACAACCACAAACAGAGCACCCUCAGGUCUUUGAAUGGAGAUCUGAACCUCGUCAACGAGGCUAAUACUUUGGCUAAUGUCAAACAACAGCUCCUACUGUCACCAAUUGGUGGAAAUGGAACUUCCUCCAUGCAGAUCGACACCUCCAUCUUUUUAAAUGGCACAGUUAGCAGCAGCGGAGGUUGUCAGGACCGCUUCCCUACAGACUUGGACCUGGACAUGUUCAAUGGUGGCAGCCUGGAGUGUGACAUGGAGUCCAUCAUUAGGAAUGAUUUGAUGGAUGCAGACGGUCUGGAUUUUAAUUUUGAGACACUGGCCAACAUGAAUGGAGUCAGCAACUUCACAAGCAGCAAGCAGACGUCCCAGAGCUGGGUGCCUGGCUGAGAUAGAAGGGGAAGAGCAGGUCUGACAUAUGAGGUGCAAAAGGAGAUCAGACAGAACCUCCCGUUUUUGCCAAACCAGCCAUCAGCACAAUGUAAAAUACAAACGCUGUGUUUACAAAAGUAAACUUCCUCUCUUGAGCUUUACCUUCACUCCCACACUGGCGAACCACAACUGACCUGAGAGACUCUAAAGAUGCUGCACCUCAGCCCACAAAGCCUCCUGUGAAAUAAAAACAAAACAAACUGAAAAAAAAAAAACAAUGACAUGCUUAUGAAAAACUUAUGCAAUUUUUCUUUGACGUCCAGUUAGAAGACGCAGCUUGUCCGAACUUUUGUGAGGUGGAAAUCAAGGACUAAGGGUUAGGUGAAGACAUUCGAGAUCACGGUGCAGUUGUUCCCACUAAGAGAUAAAGAAAAAAAAAAUCAAGACAGACUGUGGGAUGUUUUAAGGACAAAAACAAUCCAUCUGUCACUAGUUGUUAUAUCUGUUCACUGUUUGUUUUUUUGGCAUUAUUCUGUUUUAUCUUGGUUGAUCAUUUCUGUAUAGGAAAAAAAAAAAUCAAAAUUGGAUUUGUUUAUUGAUAAAAUGAAGAGAAUCAGAGGGUCUUACUGAAUGGGUGUUGCACACAGUUUUUGCAGACACCCAAACAGACAAACUGACACUUUGCAAAAGAAAACCUCAGAAACCUUAGAUGAAAUUCAUAAAACUUAUGCCAUGCACUUAAUGUUUUUGCUUGAAGUUAAAUAACUGCGGCAUACUAAACAUCACAUGCUUCAUCUUUGUGUACUCCAAAGUGUGCAUAAAGAAGGAGGAGAGCAGAUCUAAAAUGUAUUUUUUUUUUGUUUGUUUUUGUGAUAGCUUCUGGGGAGCUCCGUUGAGCUUGUUUAAUGCAGCCAAUGAUGUAGCUUAAAUACAUACCUGUAUCCAAGAGUUGUGAAUAUUUCCACACCACUAUGGGUGCUGUAUGAACAGUGUUGAAUCCUAUCCUGAGAGCGAGCUGCGCCUGUUGUUUUAAAAGCCACAUGUAGCGCUGGCGGAGCAGAAAAGACAACAAGAGGGUUUUUUUUCUCAGCCUCAUUCCUCUAGAAGCCACUUGUUUCUUGAGUUAAAAAAAAAGAAAAAAAAAAACAACAAAACAAUAAGCUAUCUCUGUAAAUUGCCAAAUUCACUUGAAAUAAACAGUAGGGUAUGCUGGCAGCCAAAUCACAUGUGCACACACAUACACAACCUUGCAACAUUUACAUGUACAAGAAAAUCUAUAAGCAGGGAUCUGUGUCAAAGCUCUUCUCGUCAAACAGAUUGUGAGGCUUGUUAUGCAUACACACAAUCACUCAGGGGGGAAAGGGAGGCUUUCCAGUCACAUUCUAAUGGUAUUACAUUUUAAAUUUCUUGAUAAUAAAACCUAAUACUUUGUGCUUGUGAACUUGUAACCUGUGAACCUUUGGUCGUUAAGAUGAAGCGUAGAAGGGAGAAUAAAUGUCCGGAUUAUUAAGUCACGCAUGUCUUGUUAUUUUAUUCUUACUUUCUGAUGGUUUUCUGCAGUUUUUCUCCUCUUGUUGAAGUCAUGACAGACACACACAUCCUCUUGGACACGCCUGGUGCUCCUGCAGGUGACUUCUUGUAUCUGUCCACUUACGUGUUUGAUGCGUGUUUUUUCAUCGUGUCGAUUUCAGUCGGAUUAUUCUCUCGAUUUGCGUACAGGCUGAGGGACUGUAUGCAUGUCCUCUUUAUGCAUCAUGAGCUGUGCUACAUGCAUAUAUUACUCGCUGUUUUGUCCUUAUAUACUCAUUUUUAGUACUUGAUCCUUGUUUUUUUUUUUUGUGAUACCUCUGUAGUUGAAGAAACUUGGAACAACGUUACACGCCGGAUUAGUGGGAACACUGUUACCAGCGAUUUUAACUGUUGAACCUUUUUUUUUUUCUUUCUUUAAAUGGUCAGAAGCACCAUUGUUGUAGCAUCUGGAAGCCGUGAUACCCCUUUCCUGUUUUGGGGUAGCGACAUGAAGUGUAUUCCUUGCUUUGUAUAAUAGUGUACAGAUUUGUGUAUAUCAUUUUGAAGCAGAUGAGUCAGUGUGCAUGGCUGGCUAAAGUAGCUGCUGUGCAAUCUGAGGUUUUAGUGCAUGAUAUAAUUCAACACUUCCAGUUGUUCCGUCCCUUUAAGAAUUAGAAUCCGAAGAUGAGUCCUGUGCUUUUUAGCACACAAAUAAAAACACUCUCUUCCACCACUAUUGUCAUUUAAUAGGUUUAGAUUUUUAACUUGCUCUUUGAAAUGUACACUCCUCUGUCAGAUCGGCAGGUUUUUGUCAUGUCAAACAAAAACAAACCUUUUCCACAUAUGAUGUAAUCAUUGUGUGCAAAUUAACUGUGGAGCAAAUAAAUCUGUUACAUAAAAAAAAGGAUAAAUAAAAGGUGCUAUAAUUCAAUGCUUUGUUAAACAUGCCAAAAAAAAAACUUCCUUCUUCAGGUAACACCACAGAUCUAAACUUAUAUUUUGACUAUAAAUUUAUAUGAUUUUCAUUUAAAUUGCCCUGGCAAUAUGAGGAUAUUAUAUGUGGAAAACAGUGAUAUGAUUUUUUUAAAAAGUUGAUUUAAUUUAUACUAAUAUAUCAGCCGCUGUACAUGCAUUUUCACAUAGAUGCAUGUCCAGGAUGAGUCUGCUUGGAUAUUUCUUGUUAACCUCCUUCCUUGUGCUCUGAUUGAGCUGCUUUUUAGAGCUUUAAUGUACUUAAAGCUGGAAUGCCCAACACCUCAUUUUAUUCAACAUUUCCAGUACACUACCAUUCAUUUUUGCAGGGAGAAUCUAGAUUAACCUGUUACACAUUCAAAAGUCAUCUACACAGAUUAACACUGACAAGGUGAAUCUUGGGAACCCUCUAAUCCUUUCCAGUGUAAAGUUGGGUUAUUGAUCCCAGAUUAACUGCAUCUUAAUCCAGAGUAGGUGUUCCUGACAUGUUUUCUCAGAUAGUGUAAAGAGCUUUAGCUCUCUACUAAGUAACAGUGGAGCUUUCCUUCAAUUAUGGUGUCCAGUUAGCAUAAACAUGUCAGGUCAUAUGCUGAAGUAAAGCUAAUAUAACUUAAUAAUACCACUAGAUACCUUCAUGACCUCUGGGACAUCACCUUUUUAUCAUUCUCGCUUAUUACGAAACUCCGGACAGCUUUUUUCCUUCCACACACACACCUCUGAACUUUGCCCUUUAUUAACCUUGCUUCUUCUCAAUGUUAGUGAGUAUUCUACCUGUGUAUUCCCCCUUUUUUAAAUUGUAAUCUACUUUGUAUAAGAAAUGGUGCGCAUGUAAAUAAAGCUUGGUGAGGCUCCA